AUGAGGAAAAAGAAUAAUACAAAAAAGAUUGCUGAAAAAACGAACGAAACUAAAAGUAAUAAUACACAUAAUAAAACUACCAAUUAUUUCAACAUAAAUGAAAUAAAAGAAUUAUAUAAUAACAAAAAUAAUGAUAUGUAUGAAAAACUUUUUGAUAACAAUAAUAAUGAACAAUGUGGACGUAAAAAAAAAAGAAAAAAAGAAAAUAUAACAUGUGAAAAUAAUAAUAAUUUACCUUCUAUAUAUAAAAAACAAAUAAAACAAACAAAUGUAAUAUGUAAUAAUCAUAAUGAUAAUAAUAAAGAAAUUAUUACACAGUCAGAAUCAUAUCAUUAUUUAUAUAAUCCUUCCUUUAUUAAAAGAAGUAAAACUAAUAAUGAAGUAAACACAUUAACAAAAAAUAAAAAAAAUAUAAAUAUAAAUAAAACCGAUCAAUGUAGUAAUAAUCAUUUUCCAUAUUCUAAUAGGAUAUUUGAUCAGACAUACAAGAAAUCAUCAUCAACAUAUAAUAUAAAUACAAGGAAUAUCAAUAAAAAGAAUAAAAUUAUAAAUGAAAGUAACAAGAUACAAAACAAUUGUAAUAUAAACAAAAAUUAUAAUAUGAAUCAUUCAUUCAAUAAAUAUGAUUUUAUUAGAUUUGUUUGUUCGCCAAAUAAAAGCAAACAAAAAGUUAAUGAUAUGGAUAGUCCUAAAAAAAUGUUAGAAACAAAAGAAUGUUUUAAAGAAACCAAUUUAAGUAAUACAUGUACUUAUCAAAAUAAUAAGAUAGAUGAUUCUAUAUGCAUAAGAAAUAAGGAAAACCAAGAUAAUUAUAAAAAUUGUAUCAUUCAAAAUAAAAAUAAAGCAAGUACUACUACACAAGAUGAAAAUAUAACUAAACAAUCGCCACAAAUGAAAUGUGAUAAAAAUAUAAAAAUGGAUAAACAUGUCCAAGCUCAAAAAAAAAAAAUACAAAACUGUUCAAAUGAAGAUAUACCUCUCAUAGAUCUAAAUGAUGAAGAUUCAAUAAAUAAAUUAAGCAAAAACUUUUUUAUAAAUAACAAGAAAAUAUUUAUAAAUGAUAUUAGUAAGGAUAAGAUAUCAAAAGAUUCAGUAAAUAAAUAUUAUGAAUAUGGAAAUAUAUCACCGUAUAAAUUGGGAAGUCACUAUAUGGAUCAUUUGUCAUGUCAUAAUAAAGAAGGAAAAAAUAUAAGCACAACUACUACGAAUAGUAAUAAUAAUAAUAAUAAUGAUGAUAAUAAUAACAAUAAUGAUAAUAAUAAUAAUCAUAAUAAUAAUAAUCAUAAUAAUAAUCAUAAUAAUAAUCAUAACAAUAAUGAUAAUACCAUUGGUACUAAUAUAUAUAAACAUCAUAAUAAUGUAAAUUAUAAUAAUAACCAUAAUAUUAAUGACAAUAUUAAAAUCAAUAAUCUUAAUGAUUUAAAUGUUCAUGAUAAUAAUUAUUUCCCAUAUGAUCAUACUAUUCAUCAUCUGGACGAUAAUGUAAACAACACAUCCGAUAAAAUUAAAACAAAGAAAAAUUUAAGUACACUAAAAAAUGUAAAUAUUUACGAAUCGAAUGUUCAACCCUACUCUUAUAACAUGUUUAGAGAUAAUAACAUGGAGAAUGAUAAAUAUAACAUAUACAAUGAUGAUAAUAAAAAUGAUCUACAUGAAAAUAUGAAUGAAUAUAUAAAACAAAACUAUAAAACAACCAAAUCAUUAUAUAGCUAUUUAGAUUUAUCAUAUAAUUGCUCCAAUGAAGAAAUAAAAAAAGCAUUUAAAGAAAAAAUUAAAGUGUGCCAUCCAGAUAAAGGUGGAAAUAUUAAAGAAUUCUUACAACUAAAAUUUUCAUAUGAUAUAUUAAGUAAUAAGAAAAAAAGAAAAAUGUAUGAUAAAUAUGGAAAUAGUAUAUUAGAAUUAUUAAUAAGUGAUCAUAUUUAUGAUUAUAAUAUAUCAUCUGAUGAAAAAACUGAAGAAGAAAUUAUCGAUGAGGAAUAUAUUAAAAUAUAUGAAUUAUUUGUACAAAAAUAUCAUAAUAUAUCAUAUUUACACAAUUUGUUAGAUUUAAAAAUUACCAAUUCUCAAUAUAAUCAUUUCCAAAAAUUAAUUUAUCAUUUUUGUAAUAUCGAUACAAAUAUAUUUAAAAAUAUUUUAUAUUUAUAUCCUAUAUAUUCACCUAAUAUAUCUACCUAUAAUAAAAAAAAUACGACUAAAAAAAAUGAAAACCUAAAUAAUAGUACAAUAUCGUUUCAAGAACAAACAAGUCAAUAUUCACAAGAAACAUUAUCUGAAAAUUCUUCAAGUAGUCUUGAGGCAACAAAUAAAGAAAUAACCAUUUUUGAUACUAUUGAAAAAAAAAACUUUGGAAAUUUAUUUCUAGAAAUUAAUAAAGACUUUGACCAUUUUUACAAAAAUUAUUUAAUACACAAAAUGAAGUCAACUAACCAAAAAAAUGAACCUCAAGGGAUAAAUGAAAAUAUUCAAAAGAUAUAUGAACAUAAUGGCAAGGAUAACAUCUCACAUAACUUAUAUGAUUAUAAUAAUGAAAUGGAAACCCCACUAAAAUCUACUCCUAUGAAAAAAAAAAACAUAGAAAAUGUGGAAAAUAUACAAAAUGUAGAAAAUAUAAAAAAUGUAGAAAAUAUAAAAAAUGUGGAAAAUACACAAAAUGUAGAAAGUACACAAAAUGUAGAAAAUACACAAAAUGUAGAAAAUAUAAAAAAUGACGCUUUUUUUAAAGACAUACAAGUAUCUCCAGUUGUCUAUAAAAUUAUUAAUGAAAAGAAUGAUAAACUUAUGGACGACUUUUAUAAAUGGUUUGAAUACUUUUUUGAUGAAUCAGAAAAUGAUAAACAACCAAAUACUCAACAACAUUAUGAAACAAAUAACAUAGAUACUGAUAACCAGAGGAACAAAAAUAACGAAUGUAAUAAUACAUUUUAUGAAUACAUACCUAUAGGAGAAAAAAGGAAAAAUAUAACAAAUGAUUAUAAGAAAAAUGAUUGUACUCCUAAUAACCAUGUACCAUACAUAUAUGAACAUGUGAAUAAACCAAAUAUAAAACAAACUAACUAUUAUGUUUUAGAUGAAAAGCAAAGUAUACAUGUUAAUUUAUCUAACAUAUAUCAACAUGAUAAUAAUUUUUAUGAUUUAUGUAAUGAAACACCUCAUCAUAGUAUUAAAAAAAGCAAAUCAAUUAAAACUCCCAUUAGUUAUAAAAAGAAUAUAGAAGAAUAUCAAAGAAUAGCUUGCUCUUCUUUCGAUAAAAAAACGUUUCAUUCAUCUUAUAAUUUACAUAAUAAAGAACACAAAUACAUAAACCAUCCUUAUUGUACUCCCAUAAAAACAAAUAUAACAACAAAUAAAUUAUCACCUUAUAUGUAUGCUGAAGAAAACAGUAAAAACAAAACAAACCACAAUCAUAUAUAUAAUUGCACAUUAAAUGUUGAGGAAAAAUAUGGAUUUAAUUUAUUUAAAAAAAGUAAUCAUAAAAUAAAAGACUUAACACAUGAUUUUAAUUAUAUUUAUAUAGGGAACAAUAUAAAUAAUCAAAUACAUGUAAACCCAAAUAAUGAACAGAACACAAACAAAAGAAAAAAAAUUUUUUUCUUCUUAUUUAUAAAACAAGAAUGUAUAAACAAUUUUUUAAAAAUCAAAUUACUCAUACAUAAAAUGAAAGAAAAAAAAAACAAUCUGAAAUUAAUUUCCUUGUUUCAAAAUCAAAUAGAUAAAUAUAUGAAAAAUAUGGAAUAUAUAUUAUUAUUAACAACACAUAAAGAAGAAUUGAUACCAUUAAAUGAUUUUUAUCUUUUAGAUAAAAAUAUAUAUACAAAACGUUUUUAUUGUAUACCUAUAUAUAUAAAAAAAAAUAAUAUUCUCAUCAGACCAAAUUUUUUCCAUAUUAAAUGGAUUGUAUAUACACUACAAUCAUUUAUAUUUUAUAAUUUCUUUUUUAAAAAAAUUAAUAAAUAUAUGUGUACAUAUCCAUUCUUUAAUUAUAAAUAUACCCAUUUCAAAAAUUAUAUAAAUCAACAUAAUCAACAACAAAAUAAUGAUGAAAAUGAUAUACAAACGUAUAAUACAAAUUUUUAUGAUUACUAUAUUUUUUUCCAGCAUUAUAUAAUAAAAAAUAAAAUCAAAUAUGUAAAACAUUUCCCUCAUCAUCUCAUGUUAAACUUUAAAGAUCUACCAUCAACAAAUAUGAAGGAUUACAAAAAUGUCCAUAUACACAUAUCAUCCAUUUUUGUUUUAACACCAAACAAAAUAUAUCCAAGUGUAGAUAAUUACAUGUAUUAA
This is a messenger RNA of Plasmodium falciparum 3D7, 4278 nucleotides long. Its product is annotated as putative DnaJ protein. The record is from RefSeq and is a predicted model, not a curated record. NCBI's taxonomy places the organism in Eukaryota, Apicomplexa, Aconoidasida, Haemosporida, Plasmodiidae.